AUGGUGCUAAAGUUGGACAUCUCAAAAGCCUAUGACAUAAUUGAGUGGGGGUUUUUAGAGGCUGUGAUGAGAAAGCUUGGCUUUGGGGAGCAGUGGAUCUUCUUGGUUAUGUUGUGUGUUACUUCAGUAACAUACUUUGUCCUUGUGAAUGGACAGCCUGGAAAAGUUAUAAAUCCUUCAAGAGGAAUACGACAAGGAGACCCCAUUUUUCCAUACUUGUUAAUGCUGUGUGCUGAGGGACUUAGUUCCCUACUUGAAUCAAUUGAAAGAAGAGGGCAAAAAUCUCUGAAUGGCUAUGAGAAGUAUCUUGGUCUGCCAUCUAUAGUUGGGAGCUCCAGGUAUAACACUUUCAAAAACCUGAAGGAGAGAUUAUGGCUCAAAGUUAACAGUUGGGAAAAUAAUUUCCUUUCACAAGCUGGGAAGGAAAUUCUACUAAAGGCAGUCAUGCAGGCGAUACCUACAUACUCAAUGAGUGCCUUCAGGCUACUGGAAGGUUAUGCAAAGAAAAAUCAGCUGUUCUGGCAAGAUUUUAGUGGGGGCAUAGCAUAA
Molecule: messenger RNA, 549 nt
Organism: Juglans regia (Persian walnut)
Lineage: Eukaryota; Viridiplantae; Streptophyta; Magnoliopsida; Fagales; Juglandaceae
Exons: 3
Coding region: 1-549 (182 amino acids)
Source: RefSeq, a predicted model, not a curated record